This is a messenger RNA of Punctularia strigosozonata HHB-11173 SS5, 2646 nucleotides long. RefSeq lists its product as uncharacterized. The record is from RefSeq and is a predicted model, not a curated record. The transcript is spliced from 5 exons. Gene Ontology annotation, molecular function: protein binding. The annotation marks the transcript as partial. NCBI's taxonomy places the organism in Eukaryota, Fungi, Basidiomycota, Agaricomycetes, Corticiales, Punctulariaceae.
CGCGAGGCGCUCUCGUUGCUUAGCGUUGACCAUCCCUUACGACCGGCGUGCCUCAGGAAUCUCGGCAUGGUCCUGCAUCGACGCUUCCAGGUCACAAGCUCGUCUGAGUAUCUUGACGAAGCUCUCCGCCUUCAGCGGGAUGCAGCGACAGAUGCCGCGUUGGUCUGUGCCGACGAACGUCAUCAUCAUCUUAGCAUUCUCGGCCAGCAUCUGUGGGUACGCCAUAUGGUCGCCGGCGAUUCUAAUGAUCUAGAAGAAGCGGUACCGCUGCUUAGAGAAGCCGUAAACCUCUGUCCUUCCUCGCAUAUCGAACGGGAAACAGUUCUUUUCAGGCUCAGCCAGGGAUUGCACUGUCGGUACCGCAUCAAAGGUGAACUUGGAGACCUGGAAGAAGCCCUAAAUGUGGCCAAGCAAGCACUCUCCAAAAGUAUGCCCGGAAGCUCCAGCCGAGGAUACGCCAUAGAGGCGAUCGCGACCAAUCUCACGGAGCGGGUGUUCGUCGCGUCGACCGUCGCCGCGGAUCUCGACGAACUUGUCUUGCUGCGCCGUGAAGCCCACCGAAUCAAUGUGCUAGGGCAACAUUCGGGCUGGAUUGAAGCGGAGAACCUCGCCAAUGCCUUGCGCUUGCGUUACCUGUGGAGUGGGGACCCGGCUGAUCUCGAAGAAGCUAUCGAGUUACGCAGACAUGCGCUCGAGAGCAGAACGGACACCAACCCCCACGGGUGGAUGACAACAGGCAAUCGUGCCGCAGACCUAUACCUUCGAUACAAGGAAUAUAAGCGUCUAGAUGAUCUUACGGAGGCCAUACAUCCCUACCGCGUUGUUUCCCAGUCAACGUCAGUAGCAAACCCUCAACAUUACGACCAGUACUUAUCCUUCGCGGCUGCGCUAUGCACCAGCGCUGAAGCACUCAGCCAAGUCUCUGAUUUGGACGAGGCAAUUGAUUUCCUCACGAGGGUAAUGGAGCUGAUCCCCAGCGAUGUACGCUCGCGCAUUCAGGGCGCCGUCCGUCUUCUCCAAAUCGUCGAGGCUCGACAUGUGGUUAACACCGCGGGUGAUGCGGUGGUCAGGGAGCAACUUGUCGAUAUCUACGCUAGCCUGGUCGCCCUGUUGCCCCGCAUUGCUUAUUUCGGCGUUGAUCUAUCAUCCCGGCUGAGUGCUCUUGCUGUUGGUCAGAGCGUCGCUACGACUGGCUCCUCUCACGCUCUGCACGUGCAUCAAACCGAACGCGCCGUGGAAAUCCUCGAGCAAGGGCGCGCCAUAUUCUGGACACAUGCACUCCGUCUACGCUCCGAAUUCGAUACCGUUCCCGAGCGCUACCGCGAUCAACUGCUGUUGCUCGCACAGCAGCUCGAGCGCGAUACCGACAUCUCCUAUGGCUCGGCGGACCGGAAGGUCGUUGAACGGGCCAUGGUCCUUCGAAGGAAGCAGAGCGAUACGUUCGCCUCGCUGAUAGAUCAGGUUCGCGUUCUUCCGGGACUAGAUCGGUUUAUGCUACACGACGAGUAUUCGUUACUCGCAAAAGCGGCAGAUAAAGGCCCUCUGGUGAUGUUGGUGUCCAGCGCGGGUGCAGGGUAUGCCAUCAUUAUCAGGACGUCUCGGGCGCCGCUCAGUGUGUCGUUACCCGAGCUCACCGACGCUUGGGUGCUCGAUGCGAGCAGUACGUGGGGAUCGGCAGUAUCCCAAGCACGGUCGGCGGUCCGAGAGCGCUUACAUUUGGCGAAGGUUCCGAUAGUAUCCAAGUCAUCUGUACGAGCCAACGCUGCUCGGGAGAUCCUCGAAGGGUUGUGGGCGAAGGUUACCAAACCCGUUUUACUUGCAUUGGGCCUGAAGGUGAGCCGCCGUCUUCGACCCCGUGUAUGGUGGUGCCCCACUGGUAGUACAGUCCAUCUCCCCAUCCAUGCUGCAGGCACACGCGAAGAAUCGUGCUCCGAUUAUGUGGUCUCUUCCUACAUUCCUACAUUAGGAUCCUUAAUCAACGCUAGGAACAACUUCGAGCCGGUGUCAAAGGCGGAUAUCAAGACCCUUCUUGCCGCGGUUCCUCGUCCAUACGCCGAAAGAUGGCGCGAUUUGAUUUCCACGCCGGAAGAGAUUCGUGCGGUAGCAGAGAUCAUGCCGUCGAGCGCGAUCAUUCCACUACCCCCCAACGAGAACGCGAUGAUCGACGAAAGCAACGGCUUGCGAGCCCGGACGUUGCUCGAUAAACUCCCGGGUGCGACUAUCCUGCACCUUGCGUGUCAUGGGCUGCAAGACCCCGAGAAUCCGCUCAAGAGCGGAUUCGUCAUGCGCGACGAGCUGGUGACCAUCGAGAGACUGAUGCCUACGCCUCUUCCUCGUGCUUUUCUCGCGUUUCUGAGCGCCUGCGAGACCGCCAAGGGCGACAAGGACCAACCUGACCAAACGAUCCAUCUUGCUGCCACUAUGCUGUUUGCUGGCUUCAAGAGCGUCAUUGCCACGCUGUGGUCAAUGGAAGAUAUCGACGGUCCCAUGAUUGCUCGGAAGGUCUACGCAGACUUGUUCAACGAUGAGCGAGGAUACCUAGAUCCGGACGACGUUCCGUACGCACUCGAUGCUGCCGUGCAAGAGCUUCGAAGGGUAUAUCCAGAGCCGAGUCGGUGGGCGUCCUAUAUUCACAUUGGGAUGUGA